UGGGCUCACGAGAGGAUGUGGAAGGAGGUACUGUCUGUGACCUUUUAUCGGGCUGUCUUUGCUGAGUUCCUAGCCACCUCCAUCUACGUCUUCUUCGGCCUGGGCUCAGUCCUCCGCUGGCCCUCAGCCCUCCCCACCAUCUUACAGAUUUCUAUUACCUUCAACUUGGCUGCAGCUACUGUGGUCCAGAUUGCCUGGCAUGUCAGUGGUGCUCAUGUCAACCCAGCUGUGACUAUGGCCUUCCUGCUUGGCUCUCGUAUCUCUUUGGCAAGAGCUGCUUGCUAUAUGGUUGCCCAGCUGGCUGGAGGCAUCGCUGGAGCAGCCACGUUGUAUGGAGUGACGCCUGCAGAGGUCCAAGGAAGCUUAGGCAUUAACACGGUGCGGAGCAACAUCACUUCUGGACAAGCAGUUGCUGUUGAGCUCAUUCUCACCUUUCAGCUGGUUCUUUGUUAUUUUGCUUCCACCGACAGACACAGAAAUGCCAACUCCCCAGCCACAUUCAUUGGCAUAUCCGUUGCCCUGGGACACCUGAUUGGGAUCUACUUCACUGGCUGCUCCAUGAAUCCUGCAAGAUCCUUUGGCCCUGCUGUCAUAGUCAACAAGUUUACUGUCCACUGGAUUUUCUGGGUGGGCCCCAUGACAGGCGCAAUUCUUGCUUCUCUGAUAUAUAAUGUACUUCUCUAUCCUGACCUGAAGAGUCUCUCUCAGAGGCUGGCAAUUCUAAAAGGCACCUUUGACAUGGAGGCAGAAGAUAUGGAGGAAGCAAAGCAGAACAGGCAGCCUGUGUCAUUGACCAAUGUCAUACAAAGGGUUUAAUCACAUAGCAUCCCACAGACAACUGGGUAUUCUAGAGUCGGCCAGGUACUAUCCCAUGAGCUGACAGAGCACGAUAUUUGAUGGUAUCUGGUGGGUGCAGGAUCAUGGUAGGAAGAGACAUAAGCAUAGACAACUCGUGCCUUCUCCUAUGUGGGGGGGGGCACACCGUAAAGGGGAGGACACAUGAUCGCCCCAUAUGUCUCCUUCAGGAGAAACUUCCACCCCAUCUUCCUGGUCCAGGGCAGCCAAUCCUGCCAGCUCCUGGUGGGGGUUGGGGCCACAGCAGUGAGCAGCACAUGCCUCUGGGCCCAGUCCUGGCUGAGCAGAGGCCAGGGAACCUGCUCCCAGCA
Messenger RNA from Malaclemys terrapin pileata, 1166 nucleotides. It is a transcript of the gene AQP6, whose product is annotated as aquaporin 6. Gene Ontology annotation, cellular component: apical plasma membrane; plasma membrane. Gene Ontology annotation, molecular function: nitrate transmembrane transporter activity; water channel activity. The coding region runs from base 16 to 816 and encodes 266 amino acids. Gene Ontology annotation, biological process: transmembrane transport. The record is from RefSeq and is a predicted model, not a curated record. The transcript is spliced from 4 exons. NCBI's taxonomy places the organism in Eukaryota, Metazoa, Chordata, Testudines, Emydidae.